AAGACCUAAUGUCUGACACAGGAGUCAGCCCUCAGCUCGCUCCCUCGUCUUUGCUCACAAACUGAACCAUCAUGUGACCACGAAACUUAUUUCCUGUAAUUAUAUUAGUCCCCGGGAUUAAUUAAUUAAUUACUCAAUCUCUCUUCUAUGUAUGCAUAUCUUCUAAAAUAAGCAAGACGAAUCUGUGAAUUAUAGUUUUAUGUGCUCUACUAUUAUUAUAUUGUACAUGUUGAUGAGGUCUUUGAUCAUGGUAGCUUCUAUAUAUACAGAGAACCAUUUGAGUGAUCAUGUCAUAUUAAACAUCAAACUCAGAAGCUAAUAUAUUUUCCAGAGCCUGUUCAGCUAAAAUGUUAACACUUUCACCUCCUCUCUUUCCAAGCUUUGGGUGGCCCUUAGUUGAUGAUCACCUAAACAAUAUUAGCCAAGAUCACGAAGGUACUUUCUUCGGAAAUAUCGAUUCCAUAGAUACUUCCUUUUCAGCCCUCCCUUCUCCUCAAUCCACCAAUUUCGAACCAAUUGUCAGUGACAUCAAUACCACUGGAGUAGUUAAGAAGCUUAACCACAAUGCAAGUGAACGAGAUCGUCGAAAGAAGAUUAACAACUUGUAUUCUUCUCUUUUUUCACUCCUUCCGGAUGCAGAUCGAAUGAAAAAACUAAGCAUUCCAGCGACAGUAGCAUGUGUGGUGAAAUACAUACCAGAACUACAAAAAGAAGUCGAAAGACUGGUUCAGAAGAAAGAAGAAUUAUCAUCGAGAAUGUGUAGGCACAGAGAAGAUCACGACGACUAUCAAGUCGGAAAGAGGAGAAAGAUGGAGAGAGCAGAGACAAGUUCAUCAGCUGCAGUGACAAUCAGUCCAGUUGGAGGCAAAGAAGUUGUAGUUCAAAUAACUGCACUCAAAGCUGACAAGGGUAUACUAUCUGAGGCUCUAGAUAAACUAGAGCUUGGUCAUGGACUUCUCCUGCUAAAUGCUUCUUCUUUCCAAUCUUCUGGAGAUAGGAUCUUCCACAGCUUGCAUUUUCAGGCUCAAGGGAAGUAUGAAUUGGAGCUUCAGGCCAUAAAGGAGAAGAUCAUGUCACUCUACGAGAAGAACAAACAAUGGCUUUUUUGAAUUUUAGCAGUUGAAUUAUCACUUUUUAAUCAGCCCAGCUUCAAGAGUGCGCAGAUAGAUGCAUGUAAAACUUACAGCUAAAUACUCUAGCUAUUAUUGUUCGUUCUACACCAUCAGUACCUUAAGGAGGACCUACUUCGCUUCCAUUGUA
This is a messenger RNA of Daucus carota subsp. sativus, 1260 nucleotides long. Its product is annotated as transcription factor bHLH100. Gene Ontology annotation, molecular function: DNA-binding transcription factor activity, RNA polymerase II-specific; RNA polymerase II transcription regulatory region sequence-specific DNA binding; protein dimerization activity. Gene Ontology annotation, biological process: regulation of transcription by RNA polymerase II. Gene Ontology annotation, cellular component: RNA polymerase II transcription regulator complex. Lineage: Eukaryota; Viridiplantae; Streptophyta; Magnoliopsida; Apiales; Apiaceae. The record is from RefSeq and is a predicted model, not a curated record. The coding region runs from base 348 to 1109 and encodes 253 amino acids. The transcript has 3 exons.